AUGUUUCUCUUGAUCACCCUCGAUUUUCUUCGCCACAAGGUUGCCGUCUUUGCUAGAAGGGUGAGAAAUUACGCUACACGAAAACUUGAUUUCGAAAAACAAAACAACAGCAUCAGCAGGUGGUCUGAACAACUUCCAGAGGAUAUCAUGCAAUCAAUUCUGCAACGGCUCUCCAUAUCAGAUUACGUACGAUGCAAGGCGGUAUGCCUUUCUUGGCGAGCCUCUGUUGACAUGGCAAUUGCCACCAAGCACUGCCCUCCUUCUUCCCAACUUCCAUUGCUUAUGCUAUGCUCUCACCCCUCGUCCAUGAUAGACCAUUGCUUUGUAAGUCUACGUCUUCGCACGAAAACAACUCACAACAAGGCACCACCAAAUUAUAUUCCUGCUAUUUACAACAUGAUGAUGAACAGGUUGGGUUAUGUUGGUUCAAUUGAGGGCUGGUUGAUCAUGGUUGAUAGCGUUUUGUGGCAUCCCGAGAGUAACAAUUUCAUGAAAUCAUGCUCAUUAUACUUACAUAAUCGUAACCGGGGAAGCACUUUCAAUAUAAUCUACUUUUUAUUGAAUCCGAUUACGGGUGCCCGAGUGAUGCUCCCAUCCUCACAGUCCAGUACUCUCCUUCCAUGUGGGUGCAACAAUGGACCUUCCUUCCCCAUUGUUAAAGUAGUUGCCUCCGCAUCACCAACAAGCCAACAUUGUUUCGUGGCUAGCCUUUGCUCAACAGGGCAUGUAGCUUUCUGCAGUCCUGCAGACAAAUCCUGGACACUCAUCGAUGAAGGGCUCAAUUUUUGUGAUAUAGAAAUUAUGGGUGGGAAGUUAUAUGCUGCAACUGAUGAGGAUGAACCCGAGGUUUUAACGGUGUUUGACAUCAUCCAAGAUGCCGAUGGUCAUCCUAGCUAUAGGGCUCAAAAACUGGUUAUGCCGAUUCCUUUCAUGUUCUACGAUAUUUGGAGAAUGGAUGAUGGUGCCCUGCAUGUCACCGACUUUGAAGAGAUGCAGCUAGCAACAGAUUCUACAUCAAGGGAGUUGUUUAUGAUUCUUCGUAGGACUAACUUUUCUUUAAUGGGUGAAGAAGAUGAUGAAGAUGAUGAAGACGAAGAACUUCAUUUGUUAGAUGGCAGUUACAUCAAUCCACCUAAGACUAAGGGAUUUCGAGUUUUCAAGUUGGAGCAUGACAUUCAUGGUGGUGGUCCUCCUCGAUGGGUACAAGUUUUUGACCUAGGUGAUCGAAUAUUGUUUAUAAGCGAGACGACCAACAUAUUUAUGCAUAGAUAUAGUGGCUGCAUCCUUAAUAAUGAUAAGACACUCGAAAGAAACUGCAUCUAUUUUGCUUUCGAUUAUCCUUGUUUAUCAUCACUGUCGGCUGCCCACGAUUUUGGAGUGUUUUCCAUGACAAACGGAAGCCUUACACCUCUAAGUUUGUCCAAUACUCCUCCUGCUUUACUUCACAGUCGACCCAUUUGGUUCACACCAAGUCUUUAG
Messenger RNA from Prunus mume (Japanese apricot), 1479 nucleotides. RefSeq lists its product as uncharacterized. Gene Ontology annotation, molecular function: protein binding. Lineage: Eukaryota; Viridiplantae; Streptophyta; Magnoliopsida; Rosales; Rosaceae. The record is from RefSeq and is a predicted model, not a curated record.